This is a messenger RNA of Capra hircus (goat), 3053 nucleotides long. It is a transcript of the gene MYLIP, whose product is annotated as myosin regulatory light chain interacting protein. The record is from RefSeq and is a predicted model, not a curated record. NCBI's taxonomy places the organism in Eukaryota, Metazoa, Chordata, Mammalia, Artiodactyla, Bovidae. Gene Ontology annotation, cellular component: cytoskeleton. Gene Ontology annotation, molecular function: cytoskeletal protein binding; ubiquitin-protein transferase activity. The transcript has 7 exons. The coding region runs from base 228 to 1565 and encodes 445 amino acids. Gene Ontology annotation, biological process: ubiquitin-dependent protein catabolic process.
AGUCGGGCUGCUGGAGUGCGGCGCCGCCGCGGGACUCGGGACGCCGGCUGACGCGCGGGCUGGCGAGGCAGGGGGGGGGGGUUGGUGCGCGGCGGCUGCGGGGCGUAGGGCAGGGGUCUGCAGGGCUGCCGUCUCCCGGGGGCCAGCCUUGCCGAUCCCGGAGCUGAGUCUGAGCCCCGCGCACACCAAAGACGAAGGCGGCUGUGGCAGCAGCGGCGGCCCCAGCCAUGCUGUGCUAUGUGACGAGGCCGGACGCAGUGCUGAUGGAGGUGGAGGUGGAGGCGAAAGCCAACGGCGAGGACUGCCUCAACCAGGUGUGCAGGAGAUUGGGAAUUAUAGAAGUUGAUUAUUUUGGACUGCAGUUUACGGGUAGCAAAGGUGAAAGUUUAUGGCUAAAUCUGAGAAACCGGAUCUCCCAGCAGAUGGAUGGGCUAGCCCCUUACCGGCUUAAACUGAGAGUCAAGUUCUUCGUGGAGCCUCAUCUCAUCUUACAGGAGCAGACUAGGCAUAUCUUUUUCUUGCAUAUAAAGGAAGCCCUCCUGGCAGGCCACCUCCAGUGUUCCCCAGAGCAGGCAGUGGAACUCAGCGCCCUCCUGGCCCAGACAAAGUUUGGGGACUACAACCAGAACACAGCCAAGUACAGCUACGAGGAGCUGUGUGCCAAGGAGCUCUCUAGUGCCACCUUGAACAGCAUUGUGGCAAAGCAUAAGGAGCUGGAGGGGACCAGCCAGGCUUCAGCCGAAUACCAAGUUUUGCAGAUUGUGUCAGCAAUGGAAAACUACGGCAUUGAAUGGCAUUCUGUGAGGGACAGCGAGGGGCAGAAGCUCCUCAUUGGGGUUGGACCUGAAGGAAUCUCCAUUUGUAAAGAUGACUUCAGCCCAAUUAAUAGGAUCGCUUACCCCGUGGUGCAGAUGGCCACCCAGUCAGGGAAGAACGUGUACCUGACCGUCACCAAGGAGUCUGGGAACAGCAUCGUGCUCUUGUUCAAGAUGAUCAGCACCAGGGCGGCCAGUGGGCUCUACCGAGCCAUCACAGAGACACACGCGUUUUACAGGUGUGACACGGUGACCAGUGCCGUCAUGAUGCAGUACAGCCGAGACCUGAAGGGCCACUUGGCUUCUCUCUUUCUGAAUGAAAACAUCAACCUGGGCAAGAAGUAUGUCUUCGAUAUUAAAAGAACCUCCAAGGAGGCAUAUGACCACGCCAGGCGGGCUCUAUAUAACGCGGGUGUGGUGGACCUCCUACCCAGAAGCGACCCCAGCCCCCCAAACUCUCCCCUGAAGUCCUCAGAGAGCAGCACCAGCUGUAGCAGCUGCGAGGGCCUCGGCUGCCAGCAGACCCGCGCCCUCCAGGAGAAGCUGCGCAAACUCAAGGAGGCCAUGCUGUGCGUGCUCUGCUGUGAGGGUGAGAUCAACUCGGCCUUCUGCCCCUGCGGCCACACCGUGUGCUGCGAGGGCUGCGCCACCCAGCUCCAGUCGUGUCCCGUCUGCAGAUCACGGGUGGACCACAUCCAGCACGUCUACCUGCCAACACACACCAGUCUUCUCAACCUAACUGUGAUCUGAUCUGCUGUGCACUUACAGGACAUGCUAUGUCUCCAUGAACUGCACUAGUAUAAGCUAUAAAAGAGAUAGAUUGUGGAGAGAAAAAAUACUCCAACACCCAUCUGCCAUGCAACGUAUAGGGGAAGAAAAACCAACAAGGAAGAAUAGAAAGAAUAUAACUACUUCUCACCGCCAAAAUGUACCAUGUGUAGAAUCAGCACCUGCUGGGUGGUGACCAGGAGGAGCUCUGGGACCCAGAUACAUUCCUUGGACUUUCCUUCUUUUUAUGAUCAAGUAAGGAAUCAGGAAAAAUCUUUGACAUCAGUUAAGUGGCAGCCUAACCCUAAAGUGGGUACCUUUUAGAAAAUGAUGUUUUAAGUCUCCUUAAUGUAUCCCAAGGUAAGUUUCCUACCUGCAGCCAAUUUUGUAAGAAUUUGUUUUAAGGAUUUACUUGGUUCUUUUUGUAUGGGUCACGGAGCUCUGGACAUUUUUAAUAGGAAAAUUUUUCUUAAAGAGAUAGUCAUCGUUUUAAUGUCAUUUCUGUUUUUUCUAACUUGUUCAAAAUGAUUGGGAGGCAAGCAGAUUUAAAAAUCGAUUCGGGAACUUUUUUUUUAAAGUGGGCAACAAAGUUGUCAGAUUUAAACCAGUCUGGCUAGUGGAAAGCAGAUCACUCCACAUGGAUGGAUUCCUGUCCCUUCCGUCUCCCUUCUUCUUACCACAUCCCCAAGCCUUUCAGUGAUAGAAUGCUACCAGUUUAGUUAGACGAUUUCUAUGUAGUAGUUGGCACUCCUUGGGCCUCUUGAGUUGGGGGAACAUUUUAAGAUUGAAAAGGGAGUGCAUGUUCCUUGGAAGGGAGAGCAUUGUUCACCGAGAUGACGCUUCGUGGCAUACAAAUGGGGUGGUUCGUGAAUUCUCCCAUGCACCCUGCUCCAGCUUCACCCAGUGGGGUUGCUUUCGCUUGAUCCAUCAAGCCUUUUAUAGCCUUAUCAUAGAUGUCCUAGAUAUUAUAUGCUUUUUUUCUUUUUUGGUAGUAAAUGCUUAGGUAUUAACUCUUUGUUGUCCCUCUAUGUUAUAGAGAGGUUUCGGGUUUUUUGUUUGUUUGUUUCUGUAUUCUUAAUCAUGUUUUUCCACUCCCACUUGGGAAUUUUGGACGCUGGUCAGCUUGUGGGUUUUCUAGGAUGUUGGGAAACCUAGGUGACCUUAUUGGGUGCAAUACUAGCUACGUUAAAGCUAGAAACCUACACUGUCACUUUACUGAGAUUUCUGAGUAUACUUUCCAUAUUGCCUUAAUGUAGCAGUAAUGUGUUUAUGCAUUUGUUUCUUUGCACAGACAUUUUGUCAAAUAUUAAAACUCUACUUUUUUAUGGCACAUAUUAGCAUAUAAGCCUUUAUUCCAAGAGGUAUUUAUUUUUUCACUUGUAAAAAAUAAUGUUUCCACAUAAAGAACUCUGUUAUAUCCUAGAGGACUUCUGUCUUUUAUAUUCAGGAUAAUAAAGACUUUAAAGCAAA